AAAUACUGCCUAGGCAUUGUGAUGCUCUAAUAAUGUCUAAACAAGCUUGAUUUAUUCACCGCUCACCAGAUUUCCUUCCCGGAACGCACUAAAACCCUAACCCUAGCUCACAAAACCCUUCCUCAUUUUGUCGUGGCCAUGGAGAUGAUGGACGUAUCAUCUGAAGAUGACCCUCAAAAGCCCGAGGUGUUGCGCAAACUCACUGCAGCCGGCGGUCCCUUACCUUCUUCAAUUGCGAAGCUCUCUGCCUCUUCAAGAGGCCUACCUGCGGAAAAGGACUUCCAUUUUUACAACAAUUUCCCCGAAUUCAAAUCUCCAGUCAAAACAACAGACAAGAAAUCGAAAGAGAUUCUCGAAAAGGUGGGGGCGUUGUCGGAAUUAUGGGGUAAAGCGAUGCUACUCCCAGACGAUUCCGAUGAUGAGUACGACUGGCUGGUGAAUGUUAAUGACGAUGUGCUUGAGAGGCUAGACGCCUCGCUUGACGAGUUCCGGGCUGCACGCAAGAUAGAAGAGGAAAAGGGCGUGAGAAUGGAGUCGGAAGGUGGGUUUCAGGUGGUGCUUGGGAGAAGGAAUAAGAAGCUAGCGAGUGCCAGUGGCUCUGGCAAAAUUAUCCUGGAGAGGAGUGAAGAGAAGGUGGCGGAUGGGGUGAAGGUGGCCACAAAGCCGAAGCCGAAGGUCCCCUUUCAUAUACCCACAAUUCCUAAGCCACAGGAUGAGUAUAAGAUAGUAGUGAACAACUCUAACCAGCCUUUUGAGCACGUGUGGUUACAGAGGAGUGAUGACGGGUCCAGGUUCAUACAUCCCCUGGAGAAGCUUUCUGUACUGGACUUUGUUGAUGGUGAUGGCACUAUAGAUCCCAUUGAACCUCCUCCUAUAGAGAGCACUCCAUUUAAGCUUGUAGAGCAGGUCAAAGAUCUGAAGGAGUUAGCUGCCAAGUUGCGCAAAGUGGAUGAAUUUGCGGUUGAUUUGGAGCAUAAUCAAUAUCGAUCAUUUCAAGGGCUAACAUGCCUAAUGCAAAUAUCCACAAGAAGUGAAGAUUUUGUUGUGGACACCCUGAAACUUCGCAUUCAUGUUGGUCCAUAUCUAAGAGAAGUUUUUAAGGACCCAACCAAAAAAAAGGUUAUGCAUGGAGCGGAUAGAGAUAUUAUAUGGCUUCAACGUGACUUCGGCAUAUAUGUCUGCAAUCUAUUUGACACUGGUCAGGCCUCAAGGGUUUUGAAACUGGAGAGGAACAGUUUGGAGUAUCUGCUGCAUCAUUAUUGUGGAGUUGCGGCAAAGAAAGAAUACCAGAAUGCAGAAUGGAGAUUGCGCCCACUCCCUAUUGAGAUGGUGAGAUAUGCCAGAGAAGAUACACAUUAUCUGUUAUAUAUUUACGAUGUAAUGAGGAAGCAGUUGCUUGAACUACCCACGGACACUGAAUCUUCUGAUUCUCCUUUGGUAGAGGUAUACAAGCGCAGCUAUGAUAUAUGCAUGCAGAUGUAUGAAAAAGAACUUUUAACUGAUAGUUCAUAUCUCCACAUAUAUGGGUUGCAGGGAGCUGGGCUGAAUGCUCAACAGCUUGCUAUUGUUGCUGGACUCUGUGAGUGGAGAGAUGCUAUUGCCCGUGCUGAAGAUGAAAGUACUGGCUAUAUUUUACCAAACAGAACCCUGAUUGAAAUUGCUAAGCAGAUGCCUCUCGUUGGCAACAAGUUGCGGCGGUUUGUAAAAUCAAAGCAUCCUUAUGUCGAGCACAACCUUAGUGCUGUAGUCAGUAUCAUUAGGCACUCUAUCCAAAAUUAUGCUGCAUAUGAAGCUGCUGCCAAACAGUUAAAAGAAAGGCAUAUGGAAUUAGCAUCUCAAGAAAACACUCAGGCUGAUACUGAGGGAGCUGAAGGCUUUACACCUGAAUCUCCUGAACAAUUGAAAAUGUCUACAGAAACAGAAGAUACUAACAUCGGUGUUGAACUAGAUAAUAGUACCCAUGGAAGUUCAGUAGCUGGAAAACAACAGAAAAACAGGUAUUUAGAGCCUGGAAAUUGUACCACUAAAGUCAGCCCUUCUUCAAGGGAUCACACAAAUGAGCAUCGAUGUGAAAAUGAGAAUGUGAAGGUUACUACAUCGAAACAGGCAGAAGUAAUUGUUCCAGCUCUAAGGAAGCCAAGCCGUGGUCUUGGGAUGCUGUUGGGUGGCUCGGCUAAGAGGAAGUUGGACUCUGAUAGAAGAGAUCAGGAUGAAAUGAAAUUGGAGCAGAUAAAGUCUUCUUUGAACCUUCGGUUCCAAACAUUUUCAGAGAGGAGUGAACAGUUACCUCAAGCUGUGCAAGAACCUGCUCAACCAUUAGAAAGCUCACAUCAAAAGGAGGCUGUUGAUGUGCCAGUCACUACCUCAAAUUUAGAGGACAUUAUAGUUUUGGACGACGAUGAUGAUGAUGACAUGGAAGAACCAGGAAAUGAGGAAUCUGAAGCUUCUAAAUCUUUGCAUCACGAGGAAGAGCCCGUUGCUGAGCCAGUCACUACACAUUGUGAAGAUGUUAUAAUUUUGGAUGAUGAUGAAGACGAUGAAAAUGCUGAGGAACCAGUAAAAGGUGACUCAGAAGCUGCUAAUGUUCAGCCGCUGCAGAGGGGAAAUGGUGAAUCCGCUUCUUCUGCCAACAUUGAAGAGGAAGAUGGGUCUGUCUCACUCUCUGAUCUCUCUUCCAGCUUUCAGAAGUGCUUUCAGUCUAUCAAUGAAUCACGAAAAGCCACGCUAGCUGAAAAGUCUAAAGCUCAAGAGGUUAAUUUGCAGGUUCAGCCCUUCGACUAUGAAGAAGCAAGGAAGCAAGUAGAUUUUGGGCAAGAUGCGGUUGGGCGCAAGUCUGAUAAAAACAACAAGAAAAAGAAUACCGUCCCGGGUGAUCCCCUAAAUAAAGAGGUGACUAAUGAAUUCCAGCAAGGGAAACGACGCCAAGCUUUUCCAGUAACUGGAAAUCGUAGCUAUACUUUUCGUUGACUCUAGAUUAUGAUCAAGGUUUGUCAAGCUCCACUAUGGAAGAAAGAUGUGGAAGAUGAAAAAACUUGUAUUAAUUAAAUUUAAGAUGUUAGAAUUGGGUUUUUAAGCUUCUUGGAGGUAUCCAUAUUUUUACCCCCUAUGGUGGUAAGCGUGGGGAAUUUCCGUCUUUGCCCAUAUGGUCAUCUCUGGCAGGCAUUUGCUUGCGGUUUUGUUUCUGGACAGACUUCGGUUAAGAUAUGAAAAAAAAUUGACCUUGGCAUUUUA
Ipomoea nil (Japanese morning glory) is the source of this 3231-nucleotide messenger RNA. RefSeq names its product protein RRP6-like 1. Gene Ontology annotation, biological process: nuclear polyadenylation-dependent snoRNA catabolic process; exonucleolytic trimming to generate mature 3'-end of 5.8S rRNA from tricistronic rRNA transcript (SSU-rRNA, 5.8S rRNA, LSU-rRNA); nuclear polyadenylation-dependent snRNA catabolic process. The transcript has 14 exons. Gene Ontology annotation, molecular function: 3'-5'-RNA exonuclease activity; nucleotide binding; nucleic acid binding. The coding region runs from base 139 to 2967 and encodes 942 amino acids. The record is from RefSeq and is a predicted model, not a curated record. Lineage: Eukaryota; Viridiplantae; Streptophyta; Magnoliopsida; Solanales; Convolvulaceae. Gene Ontology annotation, cellular component: nucleolus; nuclear exosome (RNase complex).